This is a messenger RNA of Oncorhynchus nerka (sockeye salmon), 2050 nucleotides long. RefSeq names its product hepatitis A virus cellular receptor 2 homolog. Gene Ontology annotation, biological process: apoptotic cell clearance; cytoskeletal rearrangement involved in phagocytosis, engulfment. The record is from RefSeq and is a predicted model, not a curated record. Gene Ontology annotation, molecular function: phosphatidylserine binding. NCBI's taxonomy places the organism in Eukaryota, Metazoa, Chordata, Actinopteri, Salmoniformes, Salmonidae. Bases 803 to 1579 code for a protein of 258 amino acids. The transcript is spliced from 6 exons.
UUGAGUAGGUCUAACUGUUCACAGCUACAUUGAGUAGGUCUAACUGUUCACAGCUACAUUGAGUAGGUCUAACUGUUCACAGCUACAUUGAGUAGGUCUAACUGUUCGCAGCUACAUUGAGUAGGUCUAACUGUUCACAGCUACAUUGAGUAGGGCUAACUGUUCACAGCUACAUUGAGUAGGUCUAACUGUUCACAGCUACAUUGAGUAGGUCUAACUGUUCACAGCUACAUUGAGUAGGUCUAACUGUUCACAGCUACAUUGAGUAGGUCUAACUGUUCACAGCUACAUUGAGUAGGUCUAACUGUUCAACGUUCGCAGCUACAUUGAGUAGGUCUAACUGUUCACAGCUACAUUGAGUAGGUCUAACUGUUCACAGCUACAUUGAGUAGGUCUAACUGUUCACAGCUACAUUGAGUAGGUCUAACUGUUCGCAGCUACAUUGAGUAGGUCUAACUGUUCACAGCUACAUUGAGUAGGUCUAACUGUUCAACGUUCGCAGCUACAUUGAGUAGGUCUAACUGUUGGCAGUUUUCAUACAAUAAUGUGUUUUGGUGUUACUUUGAGUUAUUCGACAUGGCUGUGUAUUAGUUUUUCCAUACCUACAUAGGCCUACUGUUUCGAAGACUACCAUAUUUUACUAUAAUUAUAGCAACCGAAUUGAGAUGCGUAGCAAGCUACAAAAUAUAGCCCUUUGAUCAAAACUUGAGGCAAAAUUGAGAAAGUUUCGUGGUUGACCUUGGGAUGUUGUUAAGAUGUGUACGGAACCUAGUUUCGUGGUUGACCUUGGGAUGUUGUUAAGAUGUGUACGGAACCUUUGGAAGGAGGAAAUAGCCUUGUCAUACCUGUGUUUAUUUCCCCCUGCUCAACAGCCAGGUGUUCAGUGUCAGCAUUCAAGGUGAUGGAAGGUGCUACUGCGACAUUGUCCUGUCAAUAUUCAGUGAGCCGUUUGGGUUUGAGCCGCGUGUGCUGGGGACGAGAAUGUGGCACGUUCUGGUGCAACAACAUCCUCGCGCAGACAGACAAACAUGGCGUCAUCUCCAAGGUGUCGGACAGGUACAGACUGGCAGGUGAUGUCCUCGUGGGAGAAAUGGACCUGGGAAUUCUCGACGUCAAGCGGACAGACAGUGGGCCAUACUGUUGCAGAGUGGACAUAGAUGGCAUUUUCAACGACAAAAAAAUAAUUCAAAACUUAAGGGUCAUGAAAGCUCCAGUGACCGUUUUGCCAACAAACACCACUGUACAUGUUACAGAAGCUCCUCCCACCACAGAACACUGGAGAGCUGUUGAAUCAUCACAUCUAGCCAUUCCAAGACAGAACACCAGUCUUUUCCCUUCGCAAACACUUAUGGAGGAGCCUCUUCCCAGCUUCUCUCUCCAGAUCAACAUCCCAGUGCUCUCUCUCUCCCUCAGUCUGCUCCUACUUAUAAUGGGGGCUUUGGUGAUAUUGGGGUUUAAACGAGGGAUUCACAGAAGAGCUUUAAAGACAGACUGUUUGUCAGCCAAAGAGCCGCCUCACAUCAUCUAUGAGAUCCGCAUGAGGAGACCUGUGGAGGAGAACAUCUAUACUCUGGACUAGGGUGGAAGAGCCAGAGCACUGAUCUGUCCAAUAGACGGCUGUUAACAUGAUAGUGAGGACAGCCAGACUGAUGUCUGUUUUGUCACAGUGCGUGCGUCCCAUAAGGCACCCUGUUCCCUAUAUAUUGCAUGACCAGGUAGCUGGGAAUAGGGAACAGGGUGCCUUAUGGGACACACCCACACUGUGACACACAGACAUCAGUCUGGCUGUCCUCACUAUCUUUUUAACAGCCAUCUAUCUAUUGGACGGAUCACUGUUGCCUGACAGCUGCUGUCAGAAUGAUCAUCUCUCUCAGAGGCUCUACUUUCACUUAUGGUAUCUAUGGGAGUUCCCCCUAUGUAAAAUGGAUUCACCUUUUUUAUAUAUUGUUAUUAUGUAGUGGUGUGAUGUUUUUUAGAUGCACAGUAUUGGUUGUUAUCACAAGCGGUCUAACUUAUGCUUCUUUCUAAUAAAACAAAACGACCUAAAAGU